Molecule: messenger RNA, 4427 nt
Organism: Phaedon cochleariae (mustard beetle)
Lineage: Eukaryota; Metazoa; Arthropoda; Insecta; Coleoptera; Chrysomelidae
Source: the annotation of a GenBank genome assembly
ACUUGUACUAUGAAAAGAGUACGUCUGGUCACCCUAAUUAUAAUGAUAUCAGCAGAUGAUAUUUCACCAGGAAUAUCUUAUGAAAUUUUGUCUUUAUUAUUAAUAUUAUGUAAACAUCUAUUUCAGAAACUGUCCAGCAAAUUAUUGAAGAUGGAUUCCAGUAAGUCAGAUGUAAAUGACUGUCAACAGAUAGCCAUUCAAACCAGUAAUCAUAAUGUUACUGUUAUACCAGUAGAGUUUAAUAGGAAUAGAGUUUAUAAUGAUUCCAGUGGAGAUUAUUUGGUAGAGCCAUACAGCAAAACUCAUGAUGAUUAUUCUCAAACUGAAGAAAUGCCUGGUCAGGGAUCCUUGUAUUCUGUGUCUCAGCGUCUUGCUCCAUUAAACCAAAAUCAGAUGGUCUCAGAUGGAGGAUAUGGUGAUCAACUAAAGUACUCUGCCAAACAAAAUGAUUGGGACAAAGAUAAAACUGCAGCAUCAGAAGAAAUCAACAGAGAAUGUCUAAAUGAACAGCAGAAUGACAACAGCAACGCUUCCGCACCGCUCGUCAACAAAUCCACGUCCACUUCGAGCACCUGCUUCGACCAGCCACAGACGACGCCCAUCUGCCUGUACCUGCACACGCGCACCGCCGUCAUGCUGGACGUCGAAGACGCUCCCACGGCCACCUGUGACCGCGUCUGCCAGGCGGUGGCGGGCUGCGAGGAGCUGGGCUUGAACAAGCAAGUGGCCUUGCAGGUGUUCGCGCUGUGGAUGGUUAGUCCGCUAUUAGAAUUGCAGCUGAAACCUUCUCAUAAACCUUAUAGAAUCAGGCAAAUGUGGCGUUCACUGAUAGAGAAAUACAGUCAUGCAUCAUACAACAGGCAACGACGAGACGAACCCAAGUUGAUUCUCCAAAGGAAUGUCUUCUUUCCACAACACCUAGAAGAAAAAAUCAAAGAUCACAAGACCCUCGAGCUGCUCUACGAAGAAGCGCGCCACAACAUCCUCGAGGGUCGCUACCCCUGCGAAGUCAUCCACUACGUGAUGCUCGGCGGCAUCCAGGCGCGCAUCGAGCUGGGCCCCUACGACGCGCACGCGCACACUAUCCACUAUUUCCGCGAGGAGCAGGCCAAGUAUCUGCCGGCGCACGUGCGGAAAAGCGCCACGUGGACGUGGCUGCCGAUCAGCUCGAAGCACUCGGCCGAGGUGAAGCUGCUGGAGCAGUUCAGACGGAUACCGAGCGCGGCGACCAAUCGGAAGUUGAUGAAGAAGUAUCUGGAGUUUUGUUGGUCGUUGCCGUUUUAUGGAGCUGCAUUUUUCGAGGGCCAAGUAGAACAACCUGUAAGAGGCUUAACUUCUUUGAUGACUCAUCAAGAUAUACCAGUACUAGUUGCGAUCAACUCCAAAUGUCUGUAUAUAAUUGACGAUCUUCAGUGUGUUAUAUUGUUGGGCCUCAGACUUGAGGAGUUUAGUUGGGAGUUUGCAAGGCCAUCGAGAGAAGAAGACCCAAACUGUUUACCGUGCCUCUUUUUACAAUUCAUGGUAGUGGAAAAUGGAGCGAGGGUAUCGAAGAUUUUGCAGGUGUUUUCGAGGCAAGCCAGCCUGAUGGAUACGCUCAUCACUAUUUUCGUUGGGCAGCUAAAAUCCACAGCAACUGAUGAAACUGACAAACCGAUUGAAAUUCAUGUAAAUAAUGAAAAUGGAUCACAUUCUUCACUUAUUUUAGGAACAACGCCUCCUACAACUCUACCUUCACUUGGUAACAAAUUGAAUAGACUUACUCUAGCCACUUUCGAUGAAAAUGGUCAUUGCAUCGGACAAAUGGGUUCUUGGUCACUCAGUUAUUAAUGUCUAGGAAAUACACCGCGUCAGAAUAUCAAAUACUAGUAUUAAGAUCACAUUUUACAUUUGGAUUCCUGAAUAUUUCUAAAUCUUCAAGGAUGACAGCUGGGGUGACAGGUAAUAAUAACCAAAAUGUAACAUUGUAUCAAUUUACUAUUCAAAGGAAUUCACACAUGAAACCCUUUGAUUAACCUAUAUGAACACUAUCAGAGGAUCAUUGAUUCAUCAUCACUUAGAUUGUUAGACUUGUCUACAUUGCUUACCUGUUCCAGUAGAUACUGUUUCUCUGUUCCAUCAAUGCAAAUUAUUUCUUGAAAAAUCUGGCUAUCUAUCAGGAAAAAUAUAAGUGCAAUAAUUUAGUUAUGUCUUUUGCUACAAACGUCAAAAAUCGACAGGGUUCGCGCAUUGAUAACAAUAUGCGCAGUGACACUUUUUUUCAGUAUCCUACCUUUUUGUAUUAUAACCUCUAUGGUCCUCAAUCGAGCACACAUCCAAGAAUCCAUUUAAUUAUAAAUGUUUUAGAAUGAUUAGGGCUCUUAAAGCCAGUUCAACACUAUUUUUCAUAUUAAGCUAAGCAUAUUUCUACGUUAGAACUAUAUUUUUUGACGUUUGUAGAAAAAUUGUUGAUAGUAAUUAGUGCGCGAAAUACGUUGGUGAUCUCGACUAUUUUUUUGUUCAGUUCUCGAUCACAAAAGUAGCAUGCCGCACAUUUGAUACAAAAAUAACUAUUUUGAUCGAGAGAUUUCUCACAAGUUUCCCCUGUUUUUUCGAAACUAUCUAUAGUUGAUUCGAAAAGUAAGGAACCAUAUUCAUCACAUUUUUAUGUUGAUCAUUGAAUCGUUUCAUUAUAAUAGAAUUGAUUUAAAGUACAAUGGAUAAUGUGAUCUAAAAACGAAUGCUUUGACAUUGAUAAGCAAUACUGACGUUAAAAUUAUAGUUGAGUUUUCAGUGAUAAAAAAGUUCAUUUUCAACUUGGUGUAUUUUCAAGAGUCAAGCUGCACUAUGUAUCCGAUUAAUUACAAAACAUUCCACCUUAAGUACAAUUUUACAACUAACGUCAAUCAUUCCUUAAUCGAUUCGAUGCCUAAUAAUAUGGCAGAUUAUCGCUGUUUGAUUCAACUUACUAGGUUCGUCAUCAUGAUAACCGAAGAUUAAAUGCACUACUUACGCAAAGAACAUGUUCCAGUUGAAUGGUGUUAGCGCUUCCAUUGCAGAAGUGACUAGAAGUGCUGUCGCCGCCCAUGUGCGACAUGUUCAUUGCGUCUGAAUGUACAAAUAACAUCACAAUCAUAUUGCACGUUACUUAACAUAAACCCAACGUUGUAUUUAUGACUAGCCGUGUUUGAGGACGGCACUUGCGGGACGUGACCGAAUCUUUUUCUUUGUGAUAUGCCGAAGGUUUUGAUCGGCGAUAAGCAAGAGAUUUUGGCUACUGAAAGACCAUUUUGGGAGACAAAUAUUGUUAUUCAAUAUCCAGAGGCAAAAUUCAGAAAUUUAUCAUUUUGAGUGAUUGUGCCAACAUAAAAACAUGAUUCUUACAUAAUCGUUUUGACAUAUCGCACCCUUUUUUCAAGAGUGACUGCUCAGAAUACUCGGAUAUCAAUAUUUUUAUGGCAUUGGGUAGAAAAAUGCCUGAAUUCCUAUCAGUAAAACUGCCGCAAGUGUAGUUCCAACAGUUUUUACGAGCAAACGCUAGUGUCACUAUUUUAUCCCAUUAAAAUUACUUAAACAAUGUAACGACGAUCUAGUAAGUCAUCAAGCUAUCAGACCGACUGCACGGUCUUGGUCCCAAUACUAGCUUAAAAAGUAGUAUUUAUUCCUAUUUUCCUUAUAAAGUGAAUUUCUCGCUAUUUUUCAGUUGUAUAGUUUCCACUAAUAUAAUAUGAAUGGAAAUUAUCGAUUAGGAAGCGGGGAUGCGAUAUGGCACACGGUAUUUAUUUCUUCUGUAUUACUGGAUAUUUCUUUCAUUUCAUAGAAUAAUAUUCUAGGUAGGAAGGUGAUAUUGAAAAUAAUAAGAGUUAGGUACACGCUCCACAUCACAUGCCGAAUCAAUGAAGCUAUUAUUUGAAUAUUUUGUGUCCCUCAUUAUUGAAAAACAAGUCAGUCCAUUCAAUCGAAAAUUGAAUACUUACAACUUCAGAAAUUAGACAUGGCGUGUCAUUUGAAAAAUGAUAUCUAACAAAUAUAAAAUAAUUUGAAUGCCUUUCUAUAAUUCCAACGUCUUUUUAUAAUUCAGGUGACAAACCUACCUAUCAGUAUAUUUUGAUGAGAGAUCAGUGCUAUAUUUGACAUUGAAAUAUUUUGACUAAAUUGCUCUGGAUGGAUGCAUUCUUGAGGCCGUCUCAAGGCCAUCUUAUUUGUUCUUCUUCUGGAUGAAUGCAAUUAUUUAUAUACACUGAUCAAAUCAAUAAUUAUUGUUAGUUUUCGCUCCGCUAUUUUCACUUCAGUUAUAUCUUUUUGUACAAUAAUAGUAGUAACUAUUGCACUGUCUCUCUAAAUUAAAAGUAACCAAAGAUUAAUAUGUGAUAUUAAUAUUUAUGUUGAUUUUUUUAUAUUUUAUUUUGUUAAUUUUACAUUAAUCCAUUGAAUAUAACUGUUUCAAUAGU